AUAAAAGUAUUGUCAAAGUCAUUCAUUAUACCUGGUCGUUACUUAAAUUCAAUGGCGGAGGAAAGGGCACAGGUGCAGGAGUUUAAGCUCGAUCCUGACUGCGAGCUACGUUUUGAAUUGGAGACGAAGAACGAAAAGGUUACACUGGAGUUGAAGAGUGGACUUGCUGAAGUUUUUGGCACAGAGCUGGUAAAAGGAAAAAAAUACGAAUUCAUAUGUGGUGCUAAAGUAGCUGUUUUCACCUGGCAAGGAUGCACACUAGAAUUAACUGGCAAAACUGAUGUUAGCUAUGUUGCUAAAGAAACUCCAAUGAGUAUGUACUUGAAUUGCCAUGCAGCCAUGGAAAAGAUGAGGGAAGUGGCUGAGAAAGAAGACAAAAGAGGUCCUAUUGUUAUGGUUGUGGGGCCAUCAGACGUAGGAAAGUCAACACUUUGUCGAUUACUGUUGAAUUAUGCUGUCAGGAUGGGUAGACGUCCUAUUUUUGUUGAUUUAGAUGUUGGUCAAGGUCACAUAGCUAUUCCAGGAACAGUAGGUGCCUUGCUUGUCGAGAGGCCAUCAAACGUUGUUGAUGGUUUCAGCCAACAAGCGCCUCUUGUUUUUCACUUUGGACUAAAAAAUCCUACUGGCAACUCGGUUCUUUACAAUUUAUUGGUCACAAGAUUGGCUGAAGUAUGUUCCGAAAGACUACAAGCCAAUAAAAAAGCCAAACACUCUGGAAUCAUAAUCAACACUUGUGGUUGGAUUAAGGCUGGUGGGUAUAAAAUGUUAACGCAUGCUGCACAAGCGUUUGAAGUUGACACAAUCCUAGUGCUAGAUCAAGAACGACUCUUUAAUGAACUAGUGAGAGACAUGCCGGAUUUUGUUAAAGUGGUCUUAUUACCAAAAAGUGGGGGUGUUGUUGAAAGAACUCAGACACAAAGGUGUGAAGCUCGUGAUCAAUCCAUAAGAGAAUAUUUCUAUGGCUCGAGGACACCUCUUUAUCCACACAGUUUUGAAGUGAAAUGGAGCGAAGCAAAACUUUUCAAGAUUGGAGCUCCGAUUUUACCUUCUUCUUGCAUGCCUUUGGGAAUGAAGGCAGAGGAUAAUUUAACGAAAUUAGUUGCAGUUACUCCAGGCCCAAGUCUCUUGCACCAUUUGCUAUCUGUAUCAUUUGCAGACUCUCCGGAAGACGAUGUUGUUCAAACCAACGUUGCCGGCUUUGUAUGUGUAACGAAUGUCGAUGUGGAACGUCAAACCUUCACGAUUCUCAGUCCACAACCCAGACCUCUGCCAAAUCACAUAUUGCUGCUCAGCGAGAUUCAGUUCAUGGACACACAUUAG
This is a messenger RNA of Copidosoma floridanum, 1320 nucleotides long. RefSeq names its product protein CLP1 homolog. Gene Ontology annotation, cellular component: mRNA cleavage factor complex; nucleus. Gene Ontology annotation, molecular function: polynucleotide 5'-hydroxyl-kinase activity. Gene Ontology annotation, biological process: tRNA splicing, via endonucleolytic cleavage and ligation; mRNA 3'-end processing. NCBI's taxonomy places the organism in Eukaryota, Metazoa, Arthropoda, Insecta, Hymenoptera, Encyrtidae. The record is from RefSeq and is a predicted model, not a curated record.